Messenger RNA from Xyrichtys novacula (pearly razorfish), 15096 nucleotides. The record is from the annotation of a GenBank genome assembly. NCBI's taxonomy places the organism in Eukaryota, Metazoa, Chordata, Actinopteri, Labriformes, Labridae.
GCAUCCCGGAAUUGUGCUCACGCCACUCACUCUCGGCCAUUUUUCCAAGUACAAGCUCCUUUAAUCAACAAUCACAUCACACUCUGUUACUGUACAGAUACGUGGAAUAAACCGCUGGAGUGAGACGUGUAAGUCUAACUUCGAUUUCGACAUUAACGGUGUACUUUGUGUUCUUCUGCUUAGCGCCGUUCGUUAAAACACUGAGAGCUGUUGUUACCGUUUGGCUAAUGCUAGGCUAACAUACUAAUGUGCUAAAGCAUGAACCACUCGGCUGCGGGGUCGGUUUGGAGGCCUCGAGCUGUAAAACCCGCUAAUUUCGUCCAGGUGCAACUUUAAUAUUAAUUUAAGUGUUUUCAAAUUCAAGAAAAACCUGAGGUAUCACCGUCAGUGUGAUUUUCUGUCUAGUCCGCGCUCAACAGCAUCGCUCGGCUAGCUCACGGAGCCAGAAGGCAACAUUAUAGACUAGAACCGCCAGCAAAUGUGUCAGCAACAUGUUUCAUACGAUCUGUAUCAGCAAAUGUAAAGAUAAACACAUGAUAUCCCCAGCUAAAUUAAUCUGAAAGCAGAUGACUGAGUAGUUGGACCGUGUCCUGCGAUGUUGUAUAUGCGCAUUGCGACACCCUCAGAUGUAGAUUUUUUCCAAGCUCACUACCCUGUCGAGCUUUGUUAUGGCUGCUUGCCUCCAAAUAGCACUACACUAGUGUGCGUUACACAUUACGUAAGGGUUAUAAAGCCUCUGCUGCAGGACAAUACAGAGCAAACGUAACACAACUAAAUUGUAAACUCUUGAUUUGACCUAUUGAUGAUGACUUACAUUGACAGAGAUACUAGAUUCACCAGGAUAUAAUGUUAGUUCACGGACUAUUGCAGUGAUAAGAUACCCUAAACUAGGGCUGGGCGAUAUGGAGAAAAGUUUAUCACGAGAUAUUGUUUUCAUAUCAGUCGAUAUUGAUAUAUAUAUCUGUAUAAAGAAAUGAAAUUUAUCAGUGCUUAUUGGUAGCAUGUCUGUUGCAACACAAUAAGCAACUACAUCUGUGAGGUCUUUGUGUCUCUUCGACAUUUUGUUGCACUAGAGAAAGCGGACUGAAUGGUCGGCUGAAUGGCGCCAUGGGCUCCUUGCUCCGCGAGGUGUCUGUAACUUUUUGCAUUGUGCAUGCUCUGCCGCGGGCACUCCUUCAGGUGGUGAAAAAGUUUUGCGGUAUUCCCAGACUUUGCGGGAACAUUUAUUCAACAUAAUUUCCAGUUCACAUUACUCUGCUUCAUGUCUGACCUCAAAAAAACAAAAUACCUCCAAAACAUUUUCAUGCCAGUGUUAUCAACUAUGUCGUCAUCUGUUUAGCCUCCAUCUGCAUUUCUGCCGGGGGUGGCACUGAUUUUCUUUUUUUCUCACUGACAGUGCUGUCGGCUUCACGUGUUAAAGUGCUAUGGCUGCGUGUAGCUGCAGCCUGCUACUACGCAGCAUGAAGCAACUCCCCUUUUCAUUGGCUAUUCGUAUUGUCUACCAAAACAUGGCAGAAUGCCAACGAUCAAAAAGCAUAUUGACCAUGUUUUAUAUUGAUAUUGAGGGAAAUUAAUUUUCGAUAUUUAUCAUUAUCGUUGUAUCGCCCAGCCCUACACUAAACUCCUGAAGUCUUGUGGUACUUGUGUUCAAAAUUUUAUAUGCUGGAAUAUUAACAUGUGACCUGUAAGUCUAUUAAGGGAGAGAGUAACAGAUUUGAUAUCAAACACCUAAAUUGCAAUAACAGCAGAAAAUCUGAGAUUAAAAAAAUACAAGGAAGUGUGUAUGAUUGUCUUUUUAUAAGUCCGAGUACAUUUACAACAACAUCUCGCAUUUUCCUUCAGGAUUAGCAGCCAUGUCUGACUUCAUCGUCAGUGAGGCUGAGGAGUCAGAGGAGGAGUUUGAGGAGAAAGAUUUGAAGCCCAAAAAGACCCAGAGGUUUAUGGAAGAGGAUGGUGAGAUUUUAAAUCGUGUGCUUCUGGCAGUUUAUCUCCAAAAUGGAGCUACAUUGGAGAUGAACAACUUAACUAUGUUUCCCAACAGAUGAGGAGGAAGAAGAGAACACAGAAGACCAGGAUGAAAGAGGAAACUUACGUGGACUCAUCGAUGAUGGAGAUGAGGAAGCAGAGGAGGAAGAAGAGGCUCAAAGAAGUGCAAGUGGAGGGGGGAGUGACUCAGAAGAGGAAGUGAGGCACCGACGUAAAAAGCGCAGUAAGUUCAUCAGGUGUUUUUAAAGGGCUGCUGCUGUUCUCAUGCAGUGCAGGCUGUGAUCAAGAUGUCACAGUUUGGAAAGCUGCACUGGGUAGAUUGAACAGUCUGCUUUUUUAGUCAUAUGAUCCUGGUUGAAAAAACAUUUUCUCAAGUGUUUUAUUAAAGCUAAGAUUAAAACAACAGCACUAAUUGAUAACACAUAAAUAAAUAAAGACUUAUUGUAACAUUCUUUGAUUUGGUUCACUCUAGUCUUUGCAAAAACAGAUUUCAGUGUUUGUGCAGUAUAUCUAAGUAAACAUGUAAUGAUUGUUGAAGUGCUUUUGAAGGUUUAGGGCCAUUCUUCAGCGUUCAGUUUCUUUUUUCUUCUUUUUUUUUUAACAGAACUUUGCUCGACAGUCGAGUAGAAAUUAGAAAAAAAACAUGAUUACGUACCAGUGUCUUUGCACACCAGUAUCUUUGGCAAUAGUUAGUCAGGUAAAGAACAACUAAUCUUUUGUUUUCCAUUGUUGGAUGGCUCCAUGUGGUGGGCUAGAUGCACACAUAUUCAUGGCAUAAGCUUGUUCAGGUUUUGUGGAAAAUCUGUCAGUAUUCAUGAUAGAAAAGGGAAAUUCUGAGUCAUGUAGUUUCAAGAAAUUUUUUACAAACUCAUUGAAUUAAAUGUUUCCCUUUUACUCAUUAACUCCAGCAUCUGUUUACCUGAAAUGAUCAUGUGCGUCCAUGCUGGGAACUAAAAAAUGCUUAUAUUGAUGGAAAAAAAAAUCAACAUGAAGUUGUUUCCCUUCACUGAGAUUUUCUUCUUUGCAGAUUAUGAUGACUACCUGGAUGACGAUGAUCUUGACCUGAUUGAAGAAAAUUUGGGUGUAAAAGUUAAAAGGAGGGUAAGAAUGGAUUUUUCUCUCUCCAAAACACCAGCAUACAAUCUCACCCUCGACCUCUUGAGUUCAUCCUGUCAUCCAGAAUUUUGAUCUCUCUUUCGUACACUCAACACAGAUUUAAGCAGUGCUGAUGUUUAUAUUUUGUGUCGCAGAAGAAGAAAUACGAUCGUGUGAAAACACUGGAUGACGAUGAAGAGGAUGAUGACGAGAAGGACUUAAUCGCUGAUGAGAUCUUUCAUGGAGAUGGUGAUGGUGAGCUUGAGGAAGGCGAGGCGGUUGAUGAGCCGCUCCAUCAUGCCGACGACGAGGAAGAAGGAGAAGAUGAGGAGUCAGGUAGGCCAGGAGGAAGAGUUUUUAAUUCUCUCUUGAUGUAACCAAAAAGUAAAAAUGUCAAAACAGAGAAAAACUUGAUGUGGUCUCAGAGAUUACUUGUUAAUCUUUGGGUUUCUCCUUCAGAUAUUGAUGACUUCAUUGUGGAUGAUGAUGGCCAACCCAUCACCAAAAAAAGGGGCAAGAAGUUCUCAGGAUACACAGACGCGUAAGUGUGUAAAAUAAACAACAAAUGUAGAAGAUCAUUUUACCUCCAAUGUCUCCCUACAUUAUACUGUUAAGUAAACUCCUCCCCAUGUUGUAAAGGAAAAGACAGUAAUAAUCACUGUGUUCUUCUGUUCUGCAACAGAGCCCUCCAGGAAGCCCAAGAAAUUUUUGGUGGUGACUUUGACUUUGCUGACUUUGACGCGGACGCAUAUGACCAGGGUGAGGAGGAAGAAGAGGACCAGGAUGAAGAGGGUUGGGACCGACCGAAGAAGCAGACCAAGAGGAGGCAAGGGAGGAAGAGCAUCUUCGAGAUCUAUGAGCCAAGCGAGCUGGAGAGCAGUCACAUGACUGACCAAGACAACGAGAUCCGGACUACUGACAUGCCUGAGAGGUUCCAGGUGGGUUUUGGUUUGAUGUUACCCAAAGUCUUUUUUUUUUUGUUCAGAGCGAUUCUUAAUGGUUACUUUUUCACUGUCUUAUAUAACUAACUUGCUUUGAGUGCUUAGUGAUGCCCUUUUGAGUUCUUGUCUCUGACUCUGUGCUUAAACUUACAGUUGAGAUCAAUCCCUGUCAAACCUGCUGAGGAUGAUGAGCUGGAAGAGGAAGCAGAGUGGAUCUUUAGACAUGGCUUCUCCACUCUUACCAUCUCCAUGCAGGUACAACUUUUGCUUCAAGCACCUCUGAAAAUUUAAGAACUUUAACUUAAAAGGAUUUUUAAUGAGAUCUGGUUCAGUGCCUCCUUUUUUUUAAGGAAGGACUGAGUGACAUUUGUAAUAUCUUACUUGAUAUUUCUUUUUUUUUGUACCUUUAACAGGAGAGCACGGAUUAUCUGGACAGGGGAACAACCACCAACUUUAGCAGGAAAGGCCCCAGCACAAUUGCAAAGAUCAAAGAGGCUCUCAACUUCAUGAGGAAUCAACAGUUUGAGGUACAUUACACCUGUCUUAUUCACAUAUACUCUUUAAUCUGUUUCCUUGUUUUCUAUUUUCUAUUUAUCGACACAGUGUCAUUAAGGGAAGCAGAGUGUGUUAUUGUCAUUGUUGUUAAGAAUAGAUGUCUUUUUCAGGUUCCUUUCAUAGCUUUCUACAGGAAAGAGUAUGUGGAGCCAGAGCUGAACAUCAAUGACCUGUGGAAGGUGUGGCAGUGGGAUGAGAAGGUAUGGAUUAUCAGUGUAGUUUUUUGGGGUGUGUGUGAGGGAAUAAACUACAAUUAAUAGUUAAUCAAUUGUGUGCGUAUAAAGGGUGCAUUAACCAGUCCUGUAUUUCAACUUCAACAUUUUCAUCCUCCACCCACCAGUGGACGCAACUGAAGACAAGGAAGCAGAACCUGACCCGUCUAUUUCAAAAGAUGCAGUCCUUCCAGUUUGAGCAAAUCUCUGCGGACCCUGACAAGCCUUUGGCCGAUGGCAUCCGUCCUCUAGACACAGCUGACAUGGAGAGGUACGUCCUGACAGAUCGGGUUAGCUGCAUAUCACUUUGGUCUCACCUUCUGUUUGAUUCAAGCCCAUUUUGCCGUUCUCCUGUAGGCUGAAGGAUGUGCAAACUCUCGAAGAGCUGGGUGAUGUGUACAACCACUUCUUACUCUACUAUGGCCGGGACAUCCCGAAGAUGCAGAACGCUGCCAAGUCCAACAAAAAGAGGCUGAAGAAGAUCAAGGAAGUGUCUGAGGAUGGUAGGAUGGAUAUAUUUACAUUUUUGUAAAGAAGACACUGCAGAGUUAUCCUAAAAUACACUUUGAGUUGUUUGGAGUGUUUUGAAGAUCUUAAAUUCAAUGUGUGCUUUUUUUUAGGAGAAGAAGAGGAGUUGGAGAUGGAAGAAGAAGAAGAGCAGAAAGGACCUGACCUAAAGCUGGCAUCUCGUAGAGACAUGUACAGCAUAUGUCAGAGUGUAGGACUUGGUCAGUCUCAGUUCAACCUUUAGACUACAAUAUAAGCAAUCAAGAUUCCUUUCCAUUGGUCCUUUUCCAACAACUUUUUCCCAACUUUUCCUGCAGAUGGCCUGGCUAAAAAGUUUGGAUUAACUCCUGAGCAGUUUGGAGAAAAUCUGAGAGACAGCUACCAGCGUCACGAGACGGAGCAGUUUCCAGCUGAGCCCGUAGAACUGGCCAAAGACUACGUGUGCAGUCAGUUCUCCACCCCUGAGGCAGUGCUGGAAGGAACCAGGUACAUGGUGGCCAUGCAGAUCGCUCGUGAGCCUCUGGUCAGACACGUCCUCCGACAGACGUUUCAGGAGAGGGCCAAAAUCAACAUCAAGCCGACGAAGAAGGGCAAGAAGGUGACAACACACGACCAAAUUUCUCCUGAAAGGAAAUCGCAGGGCAUCCUUCAAGCGCUGUUCCAAACACGUCUCUUUGUUUGUGUCCUUCCUGCAGGAGAUAGACGAGGCUCAUUUUGCCUACUCCUUCAAGUAUCUGAAGAACAAGCCUGUGAAAGAACUGAAUGGGGAUCAGUUCUUAAAGAUGUGCCUGGCAGAGGAUGAGGGGCUGCUUACCAUUGACAUCUGUAUUGACCUUAUAGGGGUCAAAGGGUAAGUUCAAAGGAAAUACCAACCAUCAAAAAGUUUAACUUGAGAGAAUUCUGCUCAAGGGUUUUUGUGCAACAGAUGUACAAAUCAUUAACCUCCCCAUCCUCUAUGUAUGAAUGCAUAAUUAUUUGCGGUGUCACCUUAAGUCAGCUUUAAUCAAACAGAUGAAACAAAUCCAAAGUAAACAAUCACAUCUAGUCUAGUCAGAUUUUGUGUUCUGCACAUCCCGCGGUGAUAGGAUUUUUCCCCAAAACAGGAUCCGAUGUGACUUACUCGUGCCAUUUUUAGAAUCUGCUUAGAAUUCUGCUUGGAUGUUGGAAGAAACGGGGGGUUGAUAAGUAGGAUAGCUCCCCUGAGAGUUUUGGCAGCAAAUAAUCUUUUUUACCCACAUCCUUGUCGUUAGAGCGCGGGGCUGCUGAAUUCUGGCUCUGCUACAAUUAAGGCCAAUCUUUUUCAUGUCUCCGCCGCUCCCCGCGCCCUCUCUCUUGCUUCUCCUCAGAUAUGCAGGGGACCAGACGUACUUUGAUGAGAUCAAACAGUUCUACUACAGAGACGAGUUCAGCCACCAGGUGCAGGAGUGGAACAGACAGCGAACUUUAGCCAUCGAGAGGGCGCUCAAUCAGUUCCUCUACCCUCAGAUGGCCAAAGAGCUCAAAAGCAAACUGAUCGCCGAGGCCAAAGAGAGCAUUGUCAGGGUAAGGAGGGCUGCCGGCUGUCAACAAUGGUUGUUUGAUAAGAGCUGUUGACCUCAGACUCAUCAUGAACUUCUGAUUUCUUGUAGUCCUGCUGUCGUCGGUUGUAUAACUGGCUGAAAGUGGCUCCUUACAGGCCAGAUCAGCAGGUGGAGGAGGACGAUGAUCUGAUGGAUGAAAGUCAAGGCAAAGGCAUUCGGGUGCUGGGUGUAGCCUAUGCCCCAAGCAGGUACAUGUCUCACAAUAAUGACAUUUUUUUCCUCAAAAUACCAACAGCUGGAAUUUAAAAUUAAAUCCUGAUUCAAACUUUUCUUACUUACAGAGACACCCCAGUUUUCUGCGCUCUGAUCAACGGUGAGGGAGAGGUGGUUGACUUCUUACGUCUGCCUUACUUCAUGAAGAGGAGGAAUGCUUUCAGGGAUGAUGAGAGGGAGAAGAAGGUACAAGCAACAAACAUGAUUUUUGUCGGUCUCUCUGCUUGGCAAGCACAGCACUGGAUGCAUUUUUAAGACAAUCACUCAUUAGCGUGUGUCAUUCAUCCUCAGGCCCAUGAUAUCGAAAAUCUCAAGAGGUUUCUGUCCGGCAAGAAACCCCAUGUGGUUGCAGUCGCUGGGGAAAACAGGUAAUUAAAACACUUUUGCUGUAAAUGAACUUGUUUACAUUUGAGAGAGUGUUCAAGUGCCUGAACCACGAUGUGUGUUGUAGGGAUGCUCAAAUGAUCAUGGAGGACAUCAAGAGGACCAUCAGCGAGCUCGAGCAGGAGUCGUCUCUGCCCGCCGUGGGAGUAGAGCUUGUUGACAAUGAACUUGCCACACUGUACAUGAACAGCAAAAAGUCUGAGGUAAAUACUGAACACACGGAGUCUCAUUGAAGAAAUGUGAGCCGAAUGAAUUUGUGCGCAAACUGGCAUUCAGUCUUUUUGUAGUCAAUGAUAACAUCUACACCUGCCUCUGACUGCUCGUAGCUGUUGUGUCGGUGUAUGAUGAGACACAUUCCCCUGUGGUUGUUCACUUCACAAAUGCUUCCUUUGACCUCCGGUUUUCUCUCUGCACAGGUGGACUUCAGGGAUUACCCGCCCUUGCUAAGACAGGCUGUGUCAAUAGCCAGGAAGAUCCAGGAUCCACUGAUCGAGUAUGCUCAGGUUUGCAGCACUGAUGACGAUAUCCUCUGCCUCAAACUGCACCCACUUCAGGUAAGAGACCAAGAUCAAGCCACAUCAAAAAAAAGUGGCAAACCCAGAUUUACAGCAUCCUCUGUGACAUUACUGUGGGACUCAAGAAGACAAACUGGAUACUUGUUAGCUUUUUAAUCUGCAAAUGUUUUGAGACAUUUGGCAACAGAAGGAUAUCAGGACGACCAGCAGUGCUGCUUUUUGGACAUCGUUGUUUUUAGCUGUCCUUUUCACUGCUCUUUCUCAGGAACACGUUGUGAAGGAGGAUCUGCUCUGUGCUCUGUACUGUGAAUUCAUCAAUCGUGUCAAUGAGGUUGGAGUAGACGUGAACAAGGCCAUCGCACAUCCUCACACUCAGAGCCUGGUCCAGUACGUUUGUGGUCUAGGACCCAGGAAGGGCUCCCAUCUGCUCAAGGUAAAAUUUUGUACCGCUCUAAAUGAACUCUUUUGUAAUAUCUAAAUGAAACAAACAUUUCAGUGUAUCUGAUGACCUGUUAACCAUCGGGGUCUUUGUGUUCUGCGCAGAUUCUGAAGCAGAAUAACACUCGCCUGGAAAACAGAACUCAGCUGGUCACGAUGUGUCACAUGGGACCUAAAGUUUUUAUCAACUGUGCCGGUUUCAUCAAGAUCGACACUGCUUCACUCGGAGACAGGUUUGUUGAUUUAAGAGGUCUUUGCAUCUAGACCAGUCUAGCCCAGUGCUACAGUUCAGUCUGUUGGGAGGGUAUUUAAACCCCUGGUUUCUACACAGUACGGACUCCUACAUCGAGGUUCUGGAUGGAUCUCGAGUCCACCCUGAGACAUAUGAGUGGGCUCGUAAGAUGGCUGUGGACGCCCUUGAGUAUGACGAGUCGGCAGAAGAUGCUAACCCAGCAGGAGCUCUGGAGGAGAUCUUGGAGAAUCCUGAGCGUCUCAAAGAUCUGGACCUGGAUGCCUUUGCAGAGGAGCUUGAGAGACAGGUCAGUUUGUGUGUUUAAGCUUUGAAUAUCUCAGGCAUGCUGUUGUUUAAUAGCUUUGUACAGUGCAGAUUACUCACUAUUAUUAGUCUGAGGCCCAGCUGUUAAUUUCAGAAACCUGUAAAGCCAAAACAAACUUAAUCCAUGUUUCACAUGCCUGCAGCUUAUCCUUCUUAUUGUUCUCUUCUUUGUUUAUUACCUUUAGGGUUACGGCAACAAAGGGAUUACCCUCUAUGAUAUCCGUGCUGAGUUGAGCUGCAGGUACAAAGACCUAAGAGUUGCCUACAGAGUCCCUAACACAGAGGAGGUGUUCAAUAUGCUCACCAAGGAGACUCCAGAGACCUUUUAUAUUGGUAAUCCACUGCACCAAAGUUCACCCACAGCAUAUCUAAAAUCAAUGAAAAUACUUUGAACCCCACCAACAGCUCUUAGCCGAUUAAUCUGACCAUUGUAGGCAUUUGUCUUAAUCUUUGACCCUCCUUCUCUUCCAGGUAAGCUGAUCACCAGUGUUGUAACAGGUAUUGCUCACCGAAGGCCUCAGGGAGAGAGCUACGACCAGGCUAUCCGCAACGACGCUACAGGAUUGUGGCAGUGUCCCUUCUGCCAGCAGGACAACUUCCCUGAACUCAGCGAGGUACCACCUGAGUUUUCUUCUUCUCUUUGUGUUUAAAAGCAGCUGGGUUCAGAGUCUAACAGAGUGUGGGUUUGUUUUCUCCCUGCCUCUUUAGGUUUGGAAUCACUUUGACAGCGGGUCGUGUCCGGGUCAAGCUAUCGGAGUCCGGUCAAGAUUAGAUAACGGCGUACAGGGAUUCAUUCCCACCAAGUUUCUCAGUGACAAAGUGGUUAAACAUCCAGAGGAGAGAGUAAAGGUGAGGAGUGUUUAGUUUGUCUUUUGGUUGAUCUUUAUCCGCUGAUGUCAGGUACACUUCUCAAUCCUGAUACACCAAUCAGAAAUCGAGGCCUCUGUUAAUUUCCUUUAUCUAUUUUUAUAUGUAAUAAGUGACUUUUUUCCUCCCCUAGGUGGGCAUGACGGUUCACUGCCGUAUCAUGAAAAUCGACAUUGAGAAAUUCAGCGUUGACCUCACAUGCCGCACAUCAGAUUUGAUGGACAAAGCCAAUGAGUGGAAGCUCCCCAAGGACAGCUACUAUGAUUUUGACACAGAGUCUGAAGACCAUAAACUGGAGGAGGAGCUCAAAAAGAAACAACAGAGAACACGUUAGUCUACCAAAAAUGAUAUGCAGUUUUUAAAAUAGAGAUAUCAACCUAAACUUUUCUCUUACUUACCUCCACAUCGUCUUUACAUCAUGUCUCUGUCCUCUGCUUCCUUUGCCCAGCGUAUAUAAAACGUGUCAUUGCACAUCCAAACUUCCACAACAUCAGUUUCAACCAGGCAGAGAAGAUGAUGGAAACCCUGGAUCAGGGAGACUUGAUCAUCAGACCCAGCAGCAAGGGAGAGAACCAUCUCACGGUUACAUGGAAGGUAAGAAACCUAGAGGAGUGCAGCAGGCUGAUAAGAGGGAAAACUGGAAAAUGCAGCUCGUAGUAAAGCUUUGGAGUUAUACACAAGGGUGCCAAAAUAAAGUUUGGAGCUUUCUACUUUUUGACGUUCAGGGCUGACUCAGUGCAAUGUUUGAUAGGUGGCUGAUGGUAUCUACCAGCAUGUGGAUGUGAGAGAAGAGGGAAAAGAGAAUGCCUUCAGCUUAGGGCACACCCUCUGGAUCAACAACGAAGUAAGCAGUUUUUUUAUUUGGCAUGAUCUUUGUGCCUCAACGUCAAACUUAAAUCAGAAAAACGUUGAUCCUGAAUGUUCUUAAAAGAGUUUCUUGCAUUUUCUACAGGAGUUUGAAGAUCUGGAUGAAAUCACUGCCCGAUACAUCCAGCCGAUGGCUUCAUUUGCGCGGGAUCUUCUUGGGCACAAGUACUUCCAGGACUGCCAUGGGGGGAACAAGGAGGUAUGUACAAUAUGACUAUCCUGAGUAGAUCAUCAAGUUUGCAGUCUUUAAUCUUCCUAAAACUUGGUUUUGUUUGGAGUUUCACCUUUCACCCUCAUUUCUUUUCUUCUCUGAUAGAAAAUGGAGGAAUUGUUGGUCAGGACAAAGAGGGAGAAACCCACUUUUAUUCCCUAUUUUAUCUCGGCAUGUAAAGAACUUCCAGGAAAGUUCAUACUGGGUUACCAGCCUCGUGGAAAACCAAGGUAGGCAGAAAUGUUUUUGUUUUCUCUCCUACAUGACGUUUAACUAUUGAUUGUUUCAGCUCAAUGGAUAAAAAUACUAAAUCAACAAGUUGGCAGGAUUUCACUGAAGCAGCACAGGCUCACACAAUAAGAGAGACUACAUAUCAAUGUUCGUAAUCACCUUGGUAACAUAAUGGUGACAUCUAAAGCUUUUUACACCAGCUAAGGUUUGCAAAUGUGAGUUUUGGCAUUAUUCAAAAUCACACAAAUUUUAACUACCUGCGCACACAACCUCUCCACUGCAGAGACAUGUUUAAUUCUCCGUGUUUUAAAAUGAGACCAGCACACUUUAUCUUCAUAACUGAACCUUUUUUGUUUUGUUUUUCUCCAGAGUUGAGUUUGUGACCAUCACCCCGAAUGGCUUCCGCUACCGUUCACAGAUAUUUCCCACAGUGAACGGACUAUUCCGUUGGUUUAAGGACCAUUACCAAGAGCCUGUGCCAGGUACAAAAACACACAGAUGUUUGUUUGUUUUUCCACAGUCGUUAAAAAGAGACACUUUUCCCUUGAAAAUUGCUUUUUCUUUGAUGAAAAUGCUGAAAGCUGAAAUCUAGGAGUAUAAGACAAACAGUCAAACACUGCUGAAAUGACUCAGUGUCCUGCUGGACAACCAGGAGGCUUGAACACAGCUGAGGUGUUAGCAGUAAGAGUUCAAAAUUCAUCAAAAUAAAGCUUGUUGCUGGGCAUUUAAUAAAAAUUUAAACAAUUGCAUUUAAGUAUGAAAAAACAAAAUGGGGUCAAAGUGCGAAGUAGCUUGCCGAAAUGACACUGAGGAAUUCACCAAAACUCAAAGGCUCAAAUUUUAAAACCAUGAAAAGCAUGUCAGGAAUGAUCUGCCUGAAAAGCUGGUAUGAUAGAAUAAUUUACACCACUGCUGAACACCAACCAACCAGGAGUUAAAUAUUGUAACAGCUCAUGAUUGUAACCACCACUGAAAAUAUCUCUCCUACUUGUUCUACUCGUCUAAAGGCAUUACUCCAAGCAACAGCAGCCGAACAAGAACUCCUGCAUCCCUGAAUGCCACCCCGGCUAACAUCAACAUCGCAGGUGAGUCCAUCUCUCUACUACACACACAAACACACACACUCUCUCUUUCGUUCUCUGUCUCUCUCCAGCACCAGUGGAGUUUUACAAUUCUUGAAUUCCUUCCUCCCUAGACUUGACACGAGCUGUCAACGCCCUCCCACGCAACAUGUUCAGUGCCAUUGCUGCAGUCGCAAGCCAGGGCCAGAACCCCAACACCACCCCUGCUCAGUGGAGCUCCAGCCAGUACGGCUAUGGAGGCAGCACGGGUGGAGGUGGAGGAAGCUCCUCAGCUUAUCAUGUGAGUGCAGUUUUGUCGCUUCUUCUGGUGAUGUUGAGGGCCUGACAUUUGGACCUGUUGGAUGAUAUUUGUAUGAUUGAAAAGUUCAUCAUUUUUUCAGCUGUAGAGUCUUAAUUCUUGAGUACCUGUGUGAGCCACACUCAUGACGUGAUUUUCUGUGUGUAGGUAUUUGCCACCCCUCAGCAGCCAAUGGCGACACCCAUGAUGACACCCAGCUACUCCUACACCACACCGAGCCAGCAGGCCCUCGGUACGCCCCAGUAUCCGGGCUCCACCCCCCAGUCGUCGCACUCUCAUGCACACGCCCACCCACAUGGCAGUCAUGUGUCACACCACAGCCACCACGGCCAUCACAGCAGUCACCAUGGCCACUCGUCUGGCACGCCAUCGUCCUCGACGUCAUCAAGAGGGCGGACGCCACAGCAGCAGCAGCAGCCAACGCCGCAGCCAAAGUAAGUACAGGGGUGUUCUAUGUGAAAACUUAGUGAGAAGCAUGUUGUUUUUUUCUUGUUUGAGUGAUUUACUACAGAAUAUCUCUCUAAUAAUACUUCUAAACAAGGAGCCACUGCCUUCAAGGGGUGUUCUCUACCAAUAGGUGGUGCUAAAUCAACAAACUUUUAUCACUUUGAGGUCGAUUCCUACCCCUCCUCUACUGUUAUUUUCCUUCUCUGUCACUAACGAAAGCUCCUCCCCUUUUCUCCUCCCUCCCCACAGGGCAAGCGGCAGCAACUCCUCCGCGGUGGACUGGGGCAAGAUGGCGGAGCAGUGGCUGAAGGAGAAGGAAGCGGAGGGCAGGAAGAAAGCCCAAAGAAUGACUCCACGACCGUCACCCAGCCCCAUGAUAGAGAGCACACCCAUGUCCAUAGCUGGAGACGCCACACCCCUGCUGGAUGAAAUGGACCGAUAGGACAGGCAGGGGGGCACCACCACCCCCCCACCCCCGCCCUACUUCACCCUCCAUACUGCUUCGUCAUGUGAAUAACCUUCCUCCUGAUGUGUUUCCCACCAUCCCUCAGCCCAUUUCUACCCGCUGGAGCUCAUAGUAUCCAGCUAGCUGUCCUUUUACCCGCUCUCUUCACCUCCUGAUGUUGUAGCUGCAGUUUAUCUAUCAUGAUUCGUCUCACCCUCUUCCUGUUGUCCCUCUUGUCCACCCAUCUCAUUUCAAAGGUUCCUCUCCUCCCCAUUAACCUCCUCUGGCUGGUUAGUAUUUUGUAUAGUAUGAAUAACUGUAUAUUACAUGAAGAAAGUCGAAACAGUGACAGAAAAACACUUGAAUUAUCUGACAGCAGUUACAUAAAGGAUAUGGACCUACACAGAAUAUGUCAGCGAGCUGUCCUGCUAUCCUUAUUUGUAUGAUUGGUGUUAGUUUGAUCCAUGAAUGGUCAUGACAGAGGGGCACACUCACAUUUCUUCCUCUUUAUGGUUGAUGCCAAAAGAGCGCUUUGCCAAGCCGAUCAGGAAAUGGAAUUUUUUUUGUAUGCGCCAGAAUGAAUAAAGACUGUAUUUUUUUUCUGUUGAAACAUAAAGCCUCUGCUCUUCACAUCUGUCAAAGUAAACACAUCUGUGACUGUACAAAUACGCACACAAACACAGCGAAUGUGGGGGGAGUGCAGUGAAUUAUCAUUUCUCGGUUUUGUCACUUGAUGUAUUAUGACCCGCUGACCGCGUUCUCGCUCCUCUCGAAAGACUCUUAAAGUAUUACGGACUUGCUCACAGCAUGUUGUGCUCACACCGACUGUGUGUCACAACCGGGCUGACAGCGGUUAUAAGUAAUGACUUAAUCUGCAUUGUUGUGAGACGGUGCAGAUUAGAAGUCUGUUCAUGUUUUAAAGGUUUUAGCAAGAAAUCUAACAGGGAAAGUGAAAGCAUCUUGCUGCUUCAGGACAGCAUUGACUGUGUCUAAAGGUAAUUUUCUAUAAAGUUAACACUAUUCUAAUCUCGCAUAUCUUACCUGUUUACAGUUCAGAGUGCUUUACUUUGAUUUUUGGGGUUAGGAUUUUUGCCACCUCACAGGAUGCAACGUCUUUCUGCACUGCUGCAGCAACGUCAUCUAAGAUGGUGGAAACAGAAAAUUACAUUUCAGUUGAGAAUUAAACAUUUUUCUUAAUUCUGUGGAUGAUUAACAUCAAACGGACUUUCCACUUUGUUUAUAUUCCUAGCUCUGUAUGAUAUGUGAAAUGCACACAGCUGUUUCAGUCGAAUGAAAUCACUUGUAUUUUUUGUGCGGCUGUUCGAGCCUCUGCAUCCCUCUUGACUUGCGCAUCUUAUUUCUCUCACAGCUGUGUCUCUGUGCCACAGCACGUACAAGCAGCGCUCGUAUUUAAUGGUUUGCUUCAUUUUGCAGUGUGCAGAGUAUCAUGGUCCCAUAAAUAUGCUUAUUGUUUUAAAGGAUUAUGUUUUGAGUAAACCUUGCUUGAGUUUAUGUUUUUGCCAGAUUAGAAUGCUGGGUCUUUUUCAUCAAGGGAUGUGAUUGGUUGUCGGCAGUAGUUGGCGAUGGAGGAGAAAUGUCUCUGGCACUGCUGAUGACCUUUUCUACUUGUGAUCCCUUUAAUAAAAGUGUUCAUAUUAAACCUGAA